UUUCUUGGACACUUUAAUUUGAUUCGCGUCAUUUUCCGAUGAACCGAUGAACCGGUUUAGUUAAUUACAUCGACAAUCAACUUGUAUUUUAACAAAUGUAAUCAUGCUCAGUUUAAAUGAUCAGAAACCUAAUUGUUGGUAUAAAAACACUUUGGCUGAUCAUUGAUUUUUCAUUAGUAAAUUGUUCAUUAAGAGCUGUAAUUUCAGCUCAACUUAAUCGACCGAAAUUUUAAUCACUUCACUUGAUUCAUCUUUAGCAAUUAAAUUGUUUUCUAUCUGUUUAAUAUAAUAGUUUUACUAGAUUGAUGCUGAUUAUGGGUCAACGUUUAUAUUAAGUUAAUCUAAAGUUAAUUAUAAUUUAAAAUCAAAAUGAUACAAUUAAGUCGGAAUGGAUCAAAUCUCUGGCUUUUGUUGAUUGUAUCUCAAUGUUUCCUGUUACAAUUUCAAGCGGUUGACUCAACAAAUGGUGUAUCGAGUGAUGGUUGUAUUUGGACUGGUUGUCAAGAUGAAGAUGCUGAUGAUGCGAUCGACUGUUCAACCUCGAACAUGUUUCAGAUCGAAACCAGGGAUUGCGGUGAAGAUGGUACAAACUACCAUUGUUGUCCCGCUUCGAUGUCACCUAAGGAUACCGAUACAGACAUAGAUAUGGAUAAAGAUUCUGACAAAGAUACAGAUACAGAUAAAGACACUGACGAAGAUGCAGAAAUGACCGAAACGGCAACAAAAGCUACUAAGCCAAUGGUCACGUCUACAGUUCAACCACCACCUCAGUCUACAAUGAAACCUACAGCUCAACCAAUAGUAAGUGCAAAUGAACCAACAAAAGCUCCUAAGUCAGAGCCAAUGGUCACAUCUACCGCUCCCCCGACCCCUCAACCAACAUCUCAACCCACAGCUCAGCCCAUGUCGAGAUCCAGAUCAGGAGCAUUCAAGCCAGUUUCAAAAUCCUCAGUUGCUCGGACAUCAAAUAAUCCAUCAACCGCUGGUACUGACCAAAGUGUCGCAAUGAAAUCAGUUGAAAAUGAUUCGGGUUGUUGGUGGACAGGGUGUCAGAAAAACGACUGGGCUGUGGUCGGUUGUGGUCAGUAUAACAUGACCGAAAAGUCCAAUCGCAACUGUCAAGACGGCAAAGAAUACAAUUGCUGUCCGAGGUCAUCCAAUUCAAUAAGUAAGUUUAAUUAGAUCAAUUAAUGACGA
Messenger RNA from Panonychus citri (citrus red mite), 1197 nucleotides. RefSeq lists its product as uncharacterized. Lineage: Eukaryota; Metazoa; Arthropoda; Arachnida; Trombidiformes; Tetranychidae. Bases 370 to 1182 code for a protein of 270 amino acids. The record is from RefSeq and is a predicted model, not a curated record. The transcript has 3 exons.